UUUGUAGAAUGAUCAAAAACGGCAAUGUUUAGGACUUCUGAACUAUGACAGAGGUUGUGAAUGGAAACAGGAAGAAUCUGUUGCUGAAAUAAACCUGGCAUCAGAUGUGGAAGAGAAUAUGGAAGAAGGUGAAGUUAGCAAUGGCUGUGGAAUGAUGCAAUUAGAAAAUAGCAGCAAUGGCUUCAGCAACAACAACAACAACAACAUUGUCAGUGAAAACAACAAAAACACUUUCCAUCAUCAACAGCUUCAGCAGCCAACAGACUUUGCUUCAUUUGAUGAAACCACAUUCGUCCAGGACUCGAAACACAAUCAGCAGAAUUCAGAUGUUAAACCAAAGGAAUCUUACGAAAUACAGUCUGAGAGUUCAUCAUCUUCAACACCAACUUAUUAUCAGAAAUUUAAUACCACUUUAGGGCCAGCAGAUAGGUUCUGUGUAGGUGGUGCAUUUGGUUACCAUCUUGGACUGAACCGUUCCUACUGCAAGCCCUCUUGGGAUGCUAUAGCUGAUAUGAGAACUUAUGUGUCAGACUAUUACUGAGAUUAAGUUGAUGUUUAAUUUUUUUUGUUGUAAUUUUGUUUUUUUUUUAUUUUCUUUCAUUCUUCAUUUUACGUGACUCUUUGUUCACAUCUUCAUUAUUAUUUUUAUAAAAUACCAGCUGAUUAUAUUAUAUUAUAAAUAUCUGAAAGUUUUUUUUCCCUCUUUGAAAUCAUAUUUUCACACACCUUUUAAAUUCAUAAUUGUUCAUAUUAAAAAAAAAAAGAAGAAAAAAGGCGGUGCUCCAGCAUGGCCGCAGUCAAAUGACUGAAACAAAUAAAAGAGUAAUGGUUCUGGGAGACUUUGUCAUUUGAUGAUGGGGGACUUAAAGAAGAAUUUAGAAGGAAAAAGUGGAAACACAAUGACCGUCUGGUUAAGGUGCUGGAAACACAUGCAAAUGUUGUUGCAGUUGUUGUACUCUGUCCUUGGACAAGAGACAUUUUUGUGUAAACUCCAGUCUUAGUAAUUGACAAGAGGUUCCCCAUUCUUACUUCACAAUUGUGUUGUGUUUCAACUGGUGGUGGAAGAGCACUAACUUCAACAAUAUGAAAAAAAAAAAAGAAAUUGGAAGAAAAAAAAAAGGAAAAAAAGAAUUAAUAUUUCCAAUGAUCCAUCCUCACUUAUAUCUGAAUGAAAUGGUGGAAAGUAAAGGGGUUAAGAAAAAAACCCGGAAAAGGAAAAAAAAUAAUGAAAAAUAAUCGAAUUUUCUGUUUUUUUUUUAAUUGGUCUGUAUUUUUAUGUUUAAGAAUCACAAAUAGCUGAGUUGAUUAAGCAUUGGCAUCAAUAAGUUUCAGUCUCUUCCUGGCCCUGUAGUAAGCUCGGUUAAGUUCACCGAACUAUAAAUGAGCAAUGAAGUGCAGUGUAGUUCACUGCUGAAACCUUUGACAUCAAUGUAUAACUAAUAUAGUCAAGAGUGUCUUGUUAAGUUAUAGUAAUCACCUGAUCAACCAAACUGUCAGACGUUGUUAUACCUCACUGGUCACAGUGCACUUUGCAUCGUUUUUAGGUUUUCAAAUGGUGCCACCCCACUGGUUAGGCAAGCCAGUCCAUCACAGGGUCACCCAUUCACAGCUGAGCAGACUGGAACAAUGUGAAGUAAAGGGUUUUGCUCAAGAACUUAUAAUAUUCAACUCAAAUGUUGUUUUGGCUUGGAGUAAGGGGGGGGGGUGAGGACGUCUUCAAAUGAAUAUACAACAAAAGAAUUUAUCGGAUUGUCUCACUUCUUACUCACUCCAUUCACCCCUCUCCCCCCACAACACACUUUUUGUGUUUUACCAGUUGUUUGCUUUUAGUUUAUUUAAUUGGUAUGUUUUUUUUUUUUUCUCUCUCUUUUUGUUUUCCUGUGCAAAAGGAAAAGGAAAAAAAUUGAACUCACUCAAUUUCAGUAAUUUUCUGCAUUUGGGGGAAAAAAAAUUUAUCAAAAUGUGUUUCAAUGUAAAUAGAUUCAAGCUGUCGAUAUUACAAAAUGUCUACAAGAAGAACGACAUUCGACACACCGUAUACGACAGUGGAACUAGUUGAAAGUAAAUAAAAGAACAUUUGUAUAUGCCUUGAA
Messenger RNA from Octopus bimaculoides (California two-spot octopus), 2093 nucleotides. RefSeq lists its product as uncharacterized. NCBI's taxonomy places the organism in Eukaryota, Metazoa, Mollusca, Cephalopoda, Octopoda, Octopodidae. The record is from RefSeq and is a predicted model, not a curated record.